Molecule: messenger RNA, 1053 nt
Organism: Cricetulus griseus (Chinese hamster)
Lineage: Eukaryota; Metazoa; Chordata; Mammalia; Rodentia; Cricetidae
Source: RefSeq, a predicted model, not a curated record
ACACAAUGGCAAGGCUGUGGAAGGCACUUGUGUUGGUGGUGGCCUUGGCUGUGGUACCCUGUGAGGCCCAUCGCCCACCAAGAUUUGAGGAUAUUGUUGACCGGGCCAUAGAGGCAUACAACAAUGGGCGUCCAGGAAAGCCCCUCUUCCGCCUGGUAGAUGCCACUCAGCCAUCUGGUCAGUUCUCCACUAGCAGGAUCUCACUGGAGUUCAGGAUUAAAGAGACAGAGUGCAUCUCCACACCGGAAAGAACACAGCCUAGAAACUGCAACUUCCUGGAAGAUGGGGAGGAGCGAGACUGCACAGGCCAAUUCCUCAGAAGGGGGCGUUCAACCUACCUGACCUUGAGCUGUGACACGGAUUGCAGUAGACAGGAUUCUCCUGAUUACACUGUGGAGGAUGUCUCUGAGAAGGACCAGCUCAAAGAUCUUACCCAAGAUUAGGAACAUCUAUGAAAAUGCCAAGUUUGACAUCAUCAACAACAUCCUUCAUAAUUUCUAGUGCUGCUGUUGGGAGGUGAGGCUCUGCCUGCCUCUGUGCCCUCCUCUUCUCCACUACCCACCUCCCUCUGCUGCCUCCAGGACCCUGCUGUCUGCACUUUCCAGGAGGGCCCCUCUCUAGAUUAACUCCAAGUCCCAAAGCAUUCAUACCUCUGCACACUUGCUCCCUUCUGCUGGGAAUACCUGCCCUACCCUAUAUCUGAAACUUUACCCUUCAAGUCCCAAACUCAAACGUCCCCUCCAGCAGGAGUUCUUCUCACCCUCCCAAAGCAAAAGUGUCCUUCCCACAUCUGUUUGCUCAAAACCCUCAAACCACGCUGGUAAUACUUGCUGUGCUCCAGCCAGAUCACACUGCAUCUAUUCCCAGCUGGGCUUCCGGGGCCAGUUGCAGGUGGCUAUAGAACGGAUUUUUCAAUCAUGUGUUCCUGGAAUCCUGAAAGACAGUUCCUUUUGUCAAGAUCCUGAGUACUCCUGCUCCUUGUCCAGUCUCUGUGCCCUUUUACACCAAAUGUCCCCUUACACAUCCUGAUUGGGACCUGUGUAGGAGUGACGG